AUGGGUAAGAUCAGGAAUGAAAUCAUCAGAGAGCUGCAAGCAGAGCAACAGCCAAGCUCCUCCUCUCCUGCCACUCAGGAACUGAUGACAAGGCUGGGAUUUUUACUGGGAGAAGGGAUCCCGGGUACAACACGCAUACCUAUGGACGACAAGAAUGAAAAGAAGUGCGAUCUGACCAGCCAGGGUAUUAGCCCUUGCUCUACACUGACCAGCAGCACGGCGUCUCCCAGUACCGACAGUCCAUGUUCCACCCUCAACAGCACGACGAGUCGACCCCCGCUCAGCCGCUCCAGCCCCUGUGGGACCAUCACCAGCCCCAGCUCUACACUUGAAAGCAAAGACAGCGGGAUCAUAGCCACCAUCACUAGUUCUUCGGAGAAUGACGACCGCAGCGGCUCCAGCCUUGAGUGGAGUAAAGAUGGCAGUCUAAGAAGCAGCGGGCGCCAUGGCCUGGCGCAGAGUGUCCGGGCCGACACGUGCUCCCCUGUGGUGGAAGAAGACUCCAGCAGCGCCACAACAACACCAGCUGACACUCCUUCUAGGACAGACCACCAGCAGAAGCCGCCCUACAUAUCAGCGGGAACUUCGGGGUCUUCACGACUUCCAGGUCACUCACCCGAGGGACCAAGCCAAUACCCGUCGCAGUCGUCGUCUCUCAUGAUGCCGAGACCGAACUCUGUCGCUGCGACCAGUUCCACCAAGCUGGAAGAUCUGAGCUUCCUCGAUGAACAGCGCAACACCCCCCUGCGGACAUCCAUUCGCCUGCCGUGGCACAACACCGGAGGACGGCCACCUCAGGACUCUAAAGCACGUUUCGCUCCCUACAAACCUGUGGAUAUCAUGCUCAAGCCCUUACUGUUUGAGGUACCCAGCAUCACCACAGACUCUGUGUUCGUGGGGCGAGAUUGGCUCUUUCACCUGCUAGAAGAUAUCCUAAAGGCCAGCGAGUCCAGUGGGAGCCAGGGAGCAGUGGUGCUGGGCAGCGUGGGCUAUGGGAAGACAGCCAUUAUCUCCCGGCUGGUAGCGCUAAGCUGCCAUGGAGGACGCAUGCGCCAGAUCGCCUCCAACAGCCCCAGUGCCUCCCCUAAAAGUGGAGCAGGACAAGGCACAGAACUUCCUCUCAGCCAGCCGCCGCAGCCCACUCCACCAUCCAGUGCCACCAACACCCUGAGCGCCAACAGCUGUCCAGGAACCCCCGAGAUGCAGCGGCGCAGGGAGGGGGCCGUCAAACGACUAGCUUCAAAGGUGGUUGCAUAUCAUUAUUGCCAGGCGGAUAACACGUACACCUGCCUGGUGCCAGAAUUUGUACACAGUAUCGCAGCCUUGCUGUGCAGAGCACAUCAGCUCUCUGCGUACCGAGAGCUGCUGCUGAAGGAGCCCCACCUCCAGAGCAUGCUCAGUCUGCGCUCCUGUGUCCAAGACCCCAUGGCUGCUUUCCGAAGAGGGGUCCUGGAACCACUGGCUAACCUUCGUAAAGAGAGGAAAAUUUCAGAGGAUGACCACAUCAUUUUGAUAGAUGGGCUGAACGAAGCAGAGUUUCAUAAACCUGAUUAUGGAGACACCAUUGCCUCUUUCAUCACUAAGAUCAUUACCAAGUUCCCUCCCUGGCUUAAGUUGGUGGUCACUGUCCGGGUCAACUUGUUGGAGAUCACCAGCCUUCUGCCCUUUUCUAAAAUCUCCCUGGAUGACUUUUCUGACAACAAGGACAUAAGCAUUGACCUGAAUGCAUACAUCCAGCAUCGCAUCAACAACAGCAAGGAUAUUAUGAACAAUAUCAGCCUGAACGGCAAGGCCGACCCUGGCACCGUGAGCAAGCUCAGCAGCCACCUGAUCUCACGCAGCCAGGGCUCCUACCUGUACCUCAAACUCACCUUAGAUCUGUUUGAGAAAGGCCACCUGGUGAUCAAAAGCUCCAGCUACAAAGUGGUGCCCGUGUCGCUGGCUGAACUGUACCAGCUACAGUGCAAUAUGAAGUUCAUGACCAACUCGGCUUUCGAGCGCUCCCUGCCCAUCCUCAAUGUGGCUCUGGCCUCACUGCACCCCAUGACCGACGAGCAGCUGUUUCAGGCCAUCAACGCUGGCUUCGUCCAGGGCGAGCUGCCGUGGGAGGACUUUCAGCAGCGCCUGGAGUUGCUCUCUGGUUUUCUCAUCAAACGACGGGACAAGACGCGCAUGUUCUGCCACCCCUCCUUCAGAGAGUGGUUGGUGUGGAGAGCUGAUGGAGAAAGCACAGAUUUCCUCUGUGACCCCAGGAGUGGCCACGCUUUCAUGGCCUUCAUGUUGUCUCGCCAAGAAGGGAAACUGAAUCGUCAGCAGACCAUGGAGCUGGGGCACCACAUCCUGAAGGCCCACAUAUUCAAGGGACUGAGUAAGAAAACAGGUGUGUCGUCCAGUGUGCUUCAGGCUUUGUGGAUCAGCUGCAGUGCUGAUGGACUCUCUGCAGCCUUGGCUUCCCUGAGGAACCUCUACACACCUAAUGUCAAGGUCAGCCGACUCCUGAUGCUGGGAGGAGCUAACGUGAAUUACCGCACCGAGGUUCUGAACAACGCCCCGGUGCUCUGCGUCCAGUGCCACCUCAGCCACCAUGAGAUCGCCUCUCUGCUGCUUGAGUUUGGCGCCAGCGUAGACGUCGUGUCCGAAAGUGGCAUGAGCCCCUUGUGCUUCUCGGCCGCUGCAGGACACCUGGGACUAGUAAUGCUGCUCUGUAACAAGGGAGCCAAGGUGGAUCAUGUUGAUAAGAGUGGCCAGUGUGCUCUGGUGCACGCUGCGUUGCGAGGACACCCCGAGAUAAUCCAGUACCUGCUGGAGCUGGAAUGGAGCGCUGAGGGGCAGCAGCAGGACGGCUCUCUGAAGAACAAAGCCCUGCAGCAGGCUUUGAUUGCAGCCUCGAGCAUGGGACACACACAGGUUGUGAAGGACCUGCUGGCACUGAAAAAUGAGCAUGCUGUGCAAAUUGAUAGUCAUGACACUCUGUGGGGCGAGACAGCGUUGACGGCUGCAUCUGGUCGGGGGAAGAUGGAGGUGUGCAGCUUCCUGCUGGAGCAGGGGGCGAUGGUGCAGCAGGUGAACCGGCGGGGAAUGUCCCCCCUGUUCUGUGCAGUCAGGCAGGGGCACUGGCAGAUUGCAGAGCUGCUGUUGCAACAUGGCGUUGACAUCAACAUCAGUGACAAGCAGGGCAGGACUCUGCUGAUGGUGGCAGCCUGCGAGGGUCACCUGAGUACUGUGGAGUUUCUGCUGUGUAAAGGUGCUUCUUUAACGUCGAUGGACAAGGAGGGACUGAUGCCCCUGAGCUGGGCCUGUUUGAAAGGACGUAAGAAUGUGGUGCAGUUUCUGGUGGAGAAAGGCGCCGUCAUCGACCACACCGACAGAAACGGAAGAACUCCGUUGGACCUUGCUGCCUUCUAUGGAGACGCAGAGAUUGUCCAGUACUUGGUGGAAAGAGGAGCAGUGAUCGAGCAUGUGGACCAAAGUGGGAUGAGGCCUCUGGACCGGGCCAUCGGUUGUAGGAACACAUCAGUGGUGGUGACUCUGCUGAAGAAAGGAGCCAAGCUGGGGAAUGCUGCCUGGGCCAUGGCUACUUCCAAGCCUGAUAUCCUCAUCAUUCUUCUGCAGAAGCUGAUGGAGGAGGGAAAUCUGCUUUAUAAGAAAGGCAAGAUGAAAGAGGCAGCACAGAGGUACCAGUACGCCCUGAAAAAGUUUCCUCGAGAAGGAUACGGUGACGACCUGAAGGCGUUUAAAGACCUGAGGGUCUCGCUGUUCCUCAAUCUCUCCCGCUGUCGCAGAAAAACCAAUGAUUUCGGGAUGGCUGAGGAAUUUGCAUCAAAAGCGCUGGAGCUGAAGCCCAAAUCAUACGAGGCCUACUACGCCCGAGCCAGAGCUAAAAGAAGCAGCAGACAGUUUACAGCGGCUCUGGCUGACCUGCAUGAAGCAGCUAGACUGUGUCCCAAUAACCGAGAGAUUCGUCGUCUGCUGGCUCGAGUCGAGGAGGAGUGUAAGCAGAUGCAGAGGACUCAGACCAAAGGAAGCUUCGCUGGCGCUGCAGCUGCUUCCAAUCAGGCAUCAGGAGACCACGGAUCUGACCAGGAGCAGGAAGAGGCGCAGGACGAGUCCUCACAGCACAGCCUGGCGAGAAGCAUUGAAGGCCAAAGAGGUAUUCUAGAGGAGGAGGAGGAGGAGGAGGACGAGGAGGAGGAGCUGGCUGCCUUGAAGCAUGACAGAACAGGUGAAGCCUGCUGGUCCCAGAGCAGUCACUCCUUCAGCAGAUUCUCACCUGCAGAUUCAGCCUCUGUUAACUGCCUGGGACAUCCAAAUCAGACCCCUAGCUCACCCCCGGGUCCCAGCAGACUUCCUCCCCACAGGUACCCCCGAGAGCACCGGGAGGCACUGGCUCAACAGGUUCUGGUCUUGCAGCCUACCAAGCAGGCUCAGAUAGUGAAGACCAAUCAGCACAUGAGUUCCAUGCAGGCUGUGGGGGGCCGGACUGCUGGAGCCAAAUCUCAGUACGCACCCUCCAGCCCUUUACCGAGCAGACACAUGUCCAGCGCACUGAAGCCGGGUCCGGGUAUCGACAUCAGUCCCCUGCCUACCCCAGCUGAUGAGCAUCGUGCGUUAUUGGCGUCUACCUCCAUGAGUCAGAGCUGUGACGGUGAGAACCUCCUGUCCUGCAGCACCUCCAAAGGUCUGGGCCAGGAGCGGCUGUCCACUCACUCUGGUUCUUCUCUAGAUGAACUGGCCUGCUCCGGUCCAGGACACCAGGUGAACCACUCUGACCCAGGAAAGGAGGGGAUGUGUGGUGCGGCACGAUGUCAGGGCGGAAGCAUCAGCAGCAUGCGUGUGUCCAGUUCCACCAGCAGCCUGGCGUCCAGCAGCAGCUUAUCAGACAGCGGCAAGCUGGGACCGGACGUCCGCUCCAAGAUCCCCGACAAAACCAAGCACAACCAGCAGACGAGUUCUGCUGCGGAGUACAAACCCAGACCUUUCAUGGGCGUCACUGACAAGACGGCCCGCUUUCAGCAGCAGAUUCAGCAGCAGCAUCCAAGCCUUCAGUCUGCCAGUCGCAGCUGGCUGAGCCACUCCUCUGACGGCUUGCUGUGCCACAACGUGUCGGCAACGGGCCUCCAGCCAAUGGACGGCAAAUCGACGAGCGCAUACCAGGACCAGCACAAACCUCCACUACCGCAGGGCGGCAUGGCCAUGAAUAACUUACAAAAUGGCAUGCACGCCAAGGAACUUGCAGAAAAGUUCUGCCAGUCGGCCAACUGUUACAAAGAGUCCAAGCCGGUACUGGCCAUGGCGCACACUUUUCUAGACGGCAAGUCCAAGCCGCCUGGCCUGGUCCGAGAUAAUCCUGCCAUUCACGUAGCUUCAAUGAAACCAAAGCGGUCGUUUAUAGAGUCGAAUGUGUAGAGAUGUUAGAUCUUUGUUCGCGUCCAAAACGCACAGUCACUAGCAAAAAAGAGUGAGAAAGACUGAUUCCUUUUUUUUUAUAACUUCAACCCAAACUUAUCCUAGUCUCACUUCGAAGCCUUGUGAGUAAGUAUAGUUUGCAAGCUGUUUGUGAAUACAAACACAAAGCUCCAGAUUUUACUCCUCCCGAUCUGCCACUUACUGCUGUCAGCUUCUGUUACACGACAUGUCCGCAGUCCUUCAGCCAAGCUGGAAACGUUGCACUGAUGGAGCUCUGUUGUACAAUCCCGGUCAGCAAAACGGCGACGGCAAGCACUUUACACGCAGUUAUGUCACGGGAGAGCACAUGCUGUUUUAGUGUAUCGCCAUUACAGAAGAGUUUUGAAUGAAAAUAUGUGGUUUGAACUGUUCUACGGUGCUGCGUGUGGAGAAACCAUCAGUUCAGACCUCUUCACUGUUCGAACACUGUUGUAUGUUUUAUUUUAAAGGAAUCAAAUGUGUUUUGUUUCUAUUAAUAAAAGCAUUUUGUUUGUAGAACAGUUCAGUCCAUCCGUGCAGCUUAAUGUAUCGGUUAAUUAAAUUUCCAACACAGCAUUGUGUGCUGAAGGGGAAGUGGUCCGAUUGGAAGGUUGAGUCAAAGAGAUGGGCAUUCCUGUGUUUUACGAAGGACGUUCUAGAUCCUCAUGUUGUGUAUAUUCUAUAAAUAUGUCUUUUCCAGUGAAGGUCUAUGUUAAGAGUACUGACUUGUGUAUUUUGAGUUUAAGGCACAAUGUUGAAAUGGUGUUCUAAACAUAAUUGUACAUGAUAUAAAACCAUUAACACUGAAUUCCUUUAUCUGCUUGUUGUUGCCGUCUAGUUAAUUUAUUCACAGCGCCAAUGGCUUGGUCAAUUGUAAAAGCAAUAUAUUUUAUAUAGUUAUUUUUGCACAGCUAAGACAUUUUAUGAUUCUCAGACAUAUUGAGAUUUUAGUGCAUGCUACAAUUGCAGUUUGUAUUACAGAGUAACAUAAAAAUAAAAACGAAGACGUUCAGGGGCCGCGUGCCGUCAGCUUGAUUAUUUUACAAUUUACGUUAAAUGCAAUUGUUGCCAUGCUUUCAGUAUUGUGAGCUUUAUUAGCUGUGAUACUGUAAUUGAAUAUUACUGCCAUCGUCGC
Messenger RNA from Nematolebias whitei (Rio pearlfish), 6559 nucleotides. RefSeq names its product tetratricopeptide repeat, ankyrin repeat and coiled-coil containing 1b (gene tanc1b). The record is from RefSeq and is a predicted model, not a curated record. Gene Ontology annotation, molecular function: protein binding. The transcript has 23 exons. Lineage: Eukaryota; Metazoa; Chordata; Actinopteri; Cyprinodontiformes; Rivulidae. The coding region runs from base 1 to 5406 and encodes 1801 amino acids.